Molecule: messenger RNA, 2131 nt
Organism: Otolemur garnettii (small-eared galago)
Lineage: Eukaryota; Metazoa; Chordata; Mammalia; Primates; Galagidae
Gene: GJB2
Product: gap junction protein beta 2
Exons: 2
Coding region: 195-875 (226 amino acids)
Biological process (GO): cell communication
Cellular component (GO): connexin complex
Source: RefSeq, a predicted model, not a curated record
CCGGAGACAGGUGUCAAGAACCCGCAGCGCUCGGCACGCUCAGCUCUCCCGACUUCUAGCCAGUCGGCGGCGCCUCGGCCCGCAGCGAGAGCUGAGGCCGCCCGGCCCAGGCCCGGCCACUACCGCGCAGCUACAUCGCCGCCCGCUCCGCCGCUCCUUGGUCCUAACACAGUGCAAAGUGCCCAGGGGAGAAGAUGGAUUGGAGCACCCUGCACACUAUCCUGGGAGGUGUCAAUAAACACUCCACCAGCAUUGGGAAAAUCUGGCUCACUGUCCUCUUCAUUUUUCGCAUUAUGAUCCUGGUCGUGGCCGCAAAGGAGGUGUGGGGAGACGAGCAAGCUGAUUUCACCUGCAACACCCUCCAGCCUGGCUGCAAAAACGUAUGCUACGACCACUACUUCCCCAUCUCCCACAUCCGACUGUGGGCUCUGCAGCUGAUCUUCGUGUCCACACCAGCGCUCCUGGUGGCCAUGCAUGUGGCCUACCGGAGACAUGAGAAGAAAAGGAAGUUCAUCAAGGGGGAGAUUAAGACUGAAUUUAAGGACAUCGAAGAGAUCAAAAGCCAGAAGGUCCGCAUCGAAGGGUCCCUGUGGUGGACCUACACCAGCAGCAUCUUCUUCCGAGUCGUCUUUGAAGCCGUCUUCAUGUACGUCUUCUACAUCAUGUAUGAUGGCUUCUCCAUGCAGCGUCUGGUGAAAUGUAAUGCCUGGCCUUGUCCCAACACAGUGGACUGCUUUGUCUCCCGGCCCACAGAGAAGACUGUUUUCACGGUGUUCAUGAUUGCCGUGUCUGGAAUUUGCAUACUGCUGAAUGUCACUGAAUUGUGUUAUUUGCUAAUUAGAUAUUGUUCUGGAAAGUCCAGAAAGCCAGUUUAACACAUUGUACAGCUGUUAGAUAAAAAAUAGACAGCAGGAAAAGGAUGAGGCCUCCUAUGCUUAGCUGUCAAGGCUCAGUCACCAGCAUUUCCCAAGACAAAGGUUCUGAUCAUAACAUAACCAUUUGAAUCCCUGCAGGCCUCACAGUGAAACUCCAGGUACCUCAGCAGAGGUCUACUCUCCAAAACUUCAAAGUAAAGGACUGAUUCUAUACCUGUAUUAAUUUUUACUAAAGUUAGUUCCAAUGAGACCCUAUGCCAUAGGGGUCACUGAUGUCAGGUUCUUUCAUAUUUGAAAGGAAGGAUAUCAGCAAAGGAUAUCCUCUUUCUCUGGGGACGAGAGAGAAAGGCUGGGUUCUAAAAGGGAUACCAAACAGGUUUGGGUGUCCCUCUUACAGUUUCCUUUGCCAAUUUUCCCCCAAAUUAAAGGUAAACAUAGAGAAUCUUAGUCCUUUUACCUGCUUUGGAAGUUUUAAUCUCAAACAAUGGACAAAGUUACCUGUGCUUCAAACUCUAUAUACUUUUUUUUAAGUGAAAACUUUGAAAUAAGAUAAGUUCCUUUGGUCUAAAGCUGUUUUGGAUAUGAUUGUUUGUUUCUCCUAAUUCAGAGGCUCAGAUUGUGAUUAUCUGAAUGGUGUAUAAUUAGACACCGUGAUUUAAUUUCAAAUAUGGCCUUUCGGUUAUAGAUAAUUUGCUGUGCAACCGAGAGGCUCUCUAUCACGUUAAUUGUGGGAUGUUUCAAAAUUUUAGGUAUAAUGUUAUUUAAGAAAUACAGACUACAUGUGCCACCAGCUACUACCUGUAAUGACAGGUUGGCUUGACAUCUUUGCCUUUUCCAUUACUGUGGUAAAUGGUAGCCGGCAUCAGAAGGAAUGCUGAUUUAAGAGGCUGCCUGGGGAUUUUAUUGGCACAGUACCAUUUAAUGGCGCAGACCAAAUGGGGCGGGAGGAGGGAGGGAUUGCUGUUGUUAAAGGACAGAUGGAAAGACCAGACUCUAAAUUUUUCUAGUUAAAAAUGAGUUUCAUCUACUUCAAAAGUUUGUUUGCUUCUGUCUUCAGCAUCCAAUUGUUUUUAAGUAAAACUAUAACUAAUAGACAUUUGAAAAGAACAGAAACUAGGCUUUAGAUAUUUAGACAUUCUAUAGGACAAAUUAAACCCAAAUAUUACUAUUAUGCUCAACAUGGUUUCCAAAACAUGGUACUAAAUGAGGAUAAGCAUUUUCCUGUUCCCAAGAACAGUAUUGUAAAAACAUUUUGU